Molecule: messenger RNA, 3505 nt
Organism: Setaria italica (foxtail millet)
Lineage: Eukaryota; Viridiplantae; Streptophyta; Magnoliopsida; Poales; Poaceae
Product: probable LRR receptor-like serine/threonine-protein kinase At1g05700
Exons: 13
Coding region: 353-3178 (941 amino acids)
Biological process (GO): protein phosphorylation
Molecular function (GO): ATP binding; protein kinase activity; protein binding
Source: RefSeq, a predicted model, not a curated record
AGCAGAGCGGGACAGGUGCCAACGUCAAUGGCCGCGCCACAGCAAGCCAGCUGACAGUCUGCUAAAUUGAGGAGUAAGCCUGGAAUUGCCGAACUGGCAGCGUCAGUCGCCGCUGUGGCAAGCAAGCAUGGCGCGCGUGAUGCGGGCGAAAGAGGCGGAACUGGACGCCGCGGUGGGGGCCGUGGACCUCAACAAGAGGCUCCAGCAGCGCGCCGCCGAGAGCUGGUGUGGCCUGGCGUGACGCGUGCGUGCGAGCCCCGAACGGACGCCGCACCGCUUCCAUGGCAGUGCAUGCCACGCCAGCCGCAGCCAUUGCACGCCGCUGGAGCUCACCUCGCAUGCAACCUGCUCGAUGAAAUGCCUCAGACGAAGACUAGGGGAGGGAGAAGAGAUGAGACAGAAUAUGUCCCCAUUCAGCUUGCCAGGUUUCAUAAGCAUUGACUGUGGGUAUACCACAACGCCGAAGUACACUGAUGACAGGACAGGCAUAACAUAUGUAUCUGAUGAUGGUUUCACAGACUCUGGGUUGAUCCAUUCUGUCAACCGAGAAGAGAACAUGCAGCCGGACGUUGCCCUGAGGUACUCUACUGUUCGCUCCUUCCCCAAUGGGACACGCAACUGCUACACAUUGCAGUCUCUAACGCCGGGUGGCAAGUAUUACGUGAGGGCUGCCUUUGGCUAUGGGAACUAUGAUGCACUAGGCAUGCCCCCUACAUUUGAUCUCUAUCUCGGGGUCAAUUACUGGACGACGGUGAGCAUUAUUAACUCCAGUACUGCCUACAUAUUUGAGAUAGUUGCUGUGUCCCCUGCCAACUACCUGCAAGUUUGUUUCGUGAACAAAGGGUUAGGAACUCCUUUCAUCUCAGGGCUGGACUUGAGAUCAUUACAAGAAAAUCUUUAUCCAUAUUCCACGGCAACACAAUCUCUAGUUUUGCUCAGCUUUUUCCGUGAUACUGUUGGUUUUGGGCCCAAUCGCUACCACUUUGGAACUGAUUAUCGACACAUUAGGUACCCAAAUGAUACCUAUGACCGAAUAUGGCAGAAGUAUGAAGACGUUCCUACCUGGACAAUAUUGUCCGAUACUAUCAAUGGGAUAGUCAACAAUUCUCCGAAUGACACCUAUGGUGCACCAUCUGCAGUGAUGCGUAGUGUAUCCACUCCGGUGAAUGCUUCAACGAUGGAUCUAUGGUGGAGUUCAGAUUCAUCCAUGAAUGUUGAUGCCAAUACCAAGUUCUUGGUUGUGCUCUAUUUUGCCGAGUUGGAGACGCUGCGAGAGGAUGCGUUUCGGGAAUUCAGCGUCAUUCUGGAUAAUAAUAUCACAUUAGUUAGUGCGUUCAGGCCAGAGCAGAUGUUGACUACUGUUUUUACGGGUAUUGUGCAAGGUACAGGAAGUCAUGCUAUCUCCCUUGUGGCAACACCAAACUCCAAGCCGCCUUUGAUUAGUGCAAUGGAGAUAUACUUGAUGCGACCACUGAAUGGAUCUGCCACUUACGCUGGAGAUGCCAUUGCAAUGAUGACUAUCCAGACAAAUUAUUCUAUUAAGAGAAACUGGGAAGGAGAUCCAUGUUCCCCUGUAGCUUUUGCAUGGGAUGGCCUGAACUGCACUUACAAUACCAGUGGUUCAUCGAGAAUAAUCGCCUUAUAUCUGUCAUCCAAUGGAUUGAAUGGUGAAAUUGUUCCUUCAUUUGGCCAGCUAGCAUCACUCCAGCACUUGGAUCUAUCGCACAACAAUCUGUCAGGAUCAAUACCCAAUUUUCUGGGUCAACUGACGUCACUUACAUUUCUAGAUUUGUCAAGCAACAACCUUAGUGGACCAAUUCCUACAAGUUUGCUACAAAAAUCUCAGGAUGGAUCGCUGACACUAAGGACUGACAACAAUCCGGACCUUUGUACGAACCCUGCUUCCUGUGACCCAAUUCCCAACCAAAAGAAUAGAAUACUUAAGAUCAUCAUUCCUACAAUUAUUGGAAUCAUUAUUGUCGUUCUACUUGUUGCAUUUACCAUUAGAUACAUUCACAAAAGAAAAAAGGAAACAGGAGACAAUCUGGAGCCACAGCCCACAGGGGACGAUCAGGGCCUACAAUCUAUGGGGAGCAAUCAGGGCCCACAACCUGCAGGGGACAAUCAGCCCUCACAAUCGUUACAGAACAACCAUGCAGACGUGCCUACUGGUCCACGGAUUCAGAGCUUCAGGUAUGAACAACUUGUGCUCAUGACGGAGAACUUUAGAAACAAAAUCAGUGAGGGGGGGUUCGGCUCAGUCUACGCUGGGAAGCUGGAGGACCAAACUCCUGUUGCUGUGAAGAUCAGAUCACAAGACUCAUCGCAGGGCGAUAAAGAAUUUUUAGCAGAGAUUAAGCACUUAGCCAUCGGGCGUCAUAGGAAUGUGGUGACAUUGUUUGGCUAUUGCAAGGAUGAGAAGCAUUUGGGCCUUGUCUACGAGUACAUGGCUGGGGGAAACCUAGAACAGCGGCUGAUAGCAGGAUCCAGAGGCCAGGAAGCCCCCCUCACCUGGUCACAACGCCUCAAGAUCGCGGUGGACUCUGCCAGUGGACUUCACUACUUGCACUCUGCCUUCAACACGCCAUUGAUCCACAGAGAUGUGAAGGCUACAAACAUCCUUCUAACCGAGAAACUGGAUGCCAAGAUCUCCGACUUUGGGAUGGCAAGGGCUCUCACCAGCGAAACAAGAACACACACAGUCACCACCACACUUACUGGCACCGAAGGGUACAUGGAUCCUGAGUACUUAAGGGCCGGUGAGCUGAGAGGCAAAACCGACGUGUAUAGCUUCGGGAUCGUUCUCCUGGUGCUCAUUACAAACCGACCAGCUUGCUCAGUCGUCGACAACAAACACACCAACAUUGCAGACUGGGUGCGGGCGAGCCUUGGUCAUGGAAGGAGCAGGGGCCAAGAUGUCGCUAGAGUCAUCGACCAGAGGAUAAGAGACCAUUGCGAUCUCAACUCUGUAUGGAAGGUGGUGGAGCUAGCGCUGCGCUGCGCCCAGCGGGAGGAAGCACAUGCCCGCCCCACGAUGACGGAGGUUGUGGCGACGCUGGAGGCACUUCAGCGGGAGGUUGUGGCCUCGGCUGCAGGGACCAGCAGCAGUUCUGCCAUGGCCGAGGACCUGCAGCCUGCUGAUGCUGUGGAUCAAGUUCAGCUCACAGGAGCGCAAUGAAGUUGCUGGGUGCAGUUGUGUCCCUGAUCCUGUUGUCUCCUGAAUUUACUGGCUCAAUUUAGUUCAACAGUUGCUGACGCCAAACGCACGCGUUGGAGACUUGGAGAAACUCAACCACGGAUGCAUGUGGUUCUGAAGAUGUUGUACUGUGCAAUUCGAUCUCUUCUCUCUCCACAGAAACUCCUGAAAACACAAUGAGAACUCUGAACAGAAGUUUGACAUCAUUUCUUGUCAGUAGUAUAUCACUAGGUUGUUACGGUUGGUCAACAGUGAGGGGUUCACCCAAACUGAGACACAUUGCUGCACAUGUCAAGAAUCAUGACUACU